Trypanosoma theileri is the source of this 1203-nucleotide messenger RNA. RefSeq lists its product as uncharacterized. The record is from RefSeq and is a predicted model, not a curated record. The transcript has a single exon. Lineage: Eukaryota; Euglenozoa; Kinetoplastea; Trypanosomatida; Trypanosomatidae. Bases 1 to 1203 code for a protein of 400 amino acids.
AUGACAACUGUUUGUAAUGGUGCUCCCAUUAGUACUACAUGUAGUAGCCAAAAAAACGAUGAUGAUGAAACCAACAAAAAGAAUGGUAAUAGUGGCUCCAUUAUUCCUUCACGUACUUCAGAGACUGUGUUUGAUCCUCCACCAGUGUAUGAUGAUAUUUGUCGUUUUAUCGCCGAGUACGCUGGUCGACUUCCACGGGAUGUUUUUACAGGUACGGCACCGUAUGAAUACACUGGCUGCGACUAUGCACUUAUUCUCUACGCUAUUCUUCCCAGCCGAUGUAUUGAUCUCUCUCGACUGUGUUGGUCCACAACGCCUCUUCCAUCACAGUUGGAGGCUAAUUUGGUAGUCUUUUGUGAAGGAGCUCGUCGAUUAGAGUUGUGUGAUGCCCCUUCAUCUUCAUUACAUCCACAACAUCUUCGCUCUACACCGGCUUGUAUAGUUCAUCAUAUUAAAGUCCAACAUUGGUUGUAUGUGUUAUCGCAGAGAUUCCGACCAGAGGGAAGUUUUGACCCAGUAACACUACGGAUGGAAUUACGUCAUAUUCAACUCGGUGAACCACGGUUAACAGGAACCACAAUUAUACCUACAUCUACAUCUACAACAUCAUCAUUAUCAUCAUUAACAAUGGCAGGAAGAGUAGUAGGGGCUACUGGAUCCUCUUUAUCACUUGAAGGAGUAAAAAUGAAUGAGAUGGAUAGAGAAGAGGCAUUUUGUUUUCCCUCACUUCACUGCAACGCGCUAUGGAAGGUGGCAGCGGUUAAUUGUAAGCGAACUUCCACUGAAUCCACACAAACUACAAGAAAACGGGCAGCUGGUGAGGCAGAAGUACAACAAAACUCUACAAAAAGUUAUUCACGACCAUGGCGUUCAGCUCCAUCAGGAACAACGACAGCAGGGGCAGUAGUAAACUCUAAUACUACCACUACCAAUAAGAUUUCAAGUCGUCAACCCUUACAGAAACAACAAACAGCAGUACAAACCUCUUCUACUACUGGCGAAGUAUCAUCAAAUGCUACAAAGUCUAUAUCACAAUUGCCAUUAAAAAGUAUUGCUGAACAGUGGAGUGAAUAUGAAGAACGGCGGUUACAUCUCAAAGAGACUUUAGAACUUGCCCGAAAUACCACUCAGUCUAUGCUUUUUACUAAUGGUGCUAUUGACUUUGAUAAUAUCCUUUCUAUUCUUCAUCAGAAGCAGCUAUGA